Molecule: messenger RNA, 4230 nt
Organism: Labrus mixtus (cuckoo wrasse)
Lineage: Eukaryota; Metazoa; Chordata; Actinopteri; Labriformes; Labridae
Gene: ofcc1
Product: orofacial cleft 1 candidate 1
Exons: 21
Cellular component (GO): perinuclear region of cytoplasm
Source: RefSeq, a predicted model, not a curated record
UGUAUCACCCCUUCAUGCCAGUGUUUUUAUUUUUAUUUAUGUUUCUGCUUAUUCUUGUCAGGGGGAGAGGAGAGAGCGGCUGUGGUGGGCAUAGACAACCCAGCCUUCGAUGGAGGAGGAAGCGCGGAGCUUUCCGUUUCUUCGCUUUGGCUGGGGAGAGAAAUUCGAGGUGACAGGCCAGAUAGCACCCUUGCAGCUCACCCAAAAAAAAUGGAGCUGCAAGCCCCUGCCAAAGAAAGAGGAAAUAAUCACACCCAAAAUUACUUUGACCCGUUGUCGGCAGAGCAGACGGACCCAAGGCAUCACAGGAUGACUGGGGUCAGCGCCGAAGAUGAGCUUGAAUUAACAAUGUUGGAUGCAGAUGAAAACCGGCUGUAUCAAAGAAUGGCUGCACUGCUGGAUGAGGAUGAUACCUUCAUAAAUAUACCCGGUACGCUGCUAGCCUCCAGGGAUGAGGAGGUGUUGGAGGUGAAGGCGGGUGAUCCGGUGCUUCAGCGGCGACUGCUGCUCCACAGCGGUGGUGAUGCCUCGGGCUCCCGGCCCUCCCAGGCCCACACCAUUGCCAAAACCCAGGCUGGGGCCGGUGCUGGGCUGGGAGGAGAGGCUGGACUCGAAGCAGGGAGGAUGGUAAUGGGCAGAGAGAGCACUGUAAAAAUGAGGACAGCUAAGGAGGCGAUCCCCCGUUACGCCCAGCAGCUGAGGGAGCGCGUGCGGCCUGACAUGAUCACGCUUGGCAGCCUUUCACUGCAGCAGCACGCGGCUCAGCAGGGACCUCUGAAGAGGAGUGAGUGGGCAAAGAGGAAGAAGAGACUAAUGCACUUCUUAACUGGGAAUGUAAAGGAGCCUCAUUCAGGGCGAGACUGUGACGUGGGGGCUCCACAGCCCAGGCUGAACAACCUGCUUCACAGCCAAACCAUUGAAAGCCCGUCACUCAGAGCGCUGGGGGAAGGCCAAGAGGAAGCGAUAGCCAAAUACGGGCAGAUGACAGAGCUCCAAGAGUCCUCCUCCUCAGCAUCACGGCCCCUGUGGCAGCUGAACCAGAGCACCACGUCCCAGCCUGUGGAGGUCUGUGUGCGUUGUCUGAGGGCCACCAGAGACAAGCUUCCCAGGGGCCUCUACUCUGUCAGCGUUGGCCUUCACAGUCGUCUAGGGGGUCAAGCUUUGGAUUGGUGCAGUAAGAAAGAGCAGCAACAAUGGGCGGUGUCCACUGAGCCGAUGGAGCAUCGGGGCCGUUACUACGACACAGACCUGCAUGUUAACCAGAGUCUGUUUGUGAUCUUACCUGCAGCCUGUGAGGUCGUUCCGUCCAUGGUCCUGGUAUUUCAGCUGAUCGCACUCCCAGGGCACCGCAGCCACGUCAGCUCGGUGAUAGCAUGGGGCGCAUUUCCUGUUUGUGGACUGAACCUCGGACAGGUCCAAGGGAGGUUUAAAACCCCUUUGCUCAGAGGGGAACCAAACAGACAAGUGGACCGGUUUAAAGAAAUUGAAGCCCUCAUUUCCUCUGAUUUAGACCACUGGCUGUGCAACCUGUACUUCCAGAUUAAGAGGUUUCCUUCUGGGGGGCCAGAGCGCUGCAUCACCUUGUCAAUCCCUUCUGCUAACCAUCAACCUGUGGUGCAAUACGAUCAACCCCAAGGCCAACUGCCACACCAGCCUCAACCCCUGUCACAAACCCAGCUCCGUCCCCAUUUCAUCCACCCCCAGUCCCAGUUAAAUCCCCAGCAGCAGCCGCAUGCGGGCCCCAGCAGCCGAGCAGGAGAGCCUGCUGUGGUACACUCUCACCGGGGGUCUCCGCUCCACCUGUCAGCUGACUCCGCUUGCUCUUCCUCAUCUUUGCCAGGCAAGAAUUCGUCCUCGGGAGCCAUUUCUGGAAACAUGGGCGAGAAGAGCGAUCCAUGCCGGGAGAAAGCGGAGGGUGGGAUUCACUACAAGAAGAAGCCAAUCAAGAAGACAAAUAGCUGCGGCCCCAGCAUGAGCGGCAGCAGCGCACCGCCACGGCAGGCAGACAAACAGAAGAUGCAGAACCUCUCCGCGGAGGAGAUGGAGGAGUAUACAUUCUCCCUACAAUCCGCGCUGCCUGGACCCGUCUCUCGCCCCUCACGCCUCUCCGACCGAGCCCGCCUGGCCCUCCGCAUGCUACCUUCCCAGCUGGGCCUACCGUUGCCUGGGCAACAACAGCCGCAUAGAGGCUGGCGUGGCUCCGUUCGGCAGCUCGGCCUCAUUAUGCUGCUGCUGGCUUUGAUGUGGUUUGUGAGGCUCUACCUGCAUUACUGCAGCCAGUGGCUCUACCUCCAGGCCAUCGCAGUUCCUGUCAACAAAUUCCAGUUCCACGCACACACGGUGGACCUGGUGUACCAGGGUUCUCUGCUCCACACCCGGGAGGAGCUGGCGAUGGUGGUGGUUGGUCCCCUGACCUUGAACGCAGUAACGUUCCUGCUGGUUCUGAUCAGAUGGGGCUGUCAACAGAUAUUUGGCUCACUCCCUUCCUUCACGUCAAAGUUUAUCAUGGCUCAGGGAGUGUGGACAGUCCUCGACCCCCUGGCAGUCUUUGCAGUGGACGCCGUCCUCGGGCGGCUGGCCUACAGCCCGGACACACCGGUGGGCGACGCAGCCAAGCUGUACUGGCACUUCUAUCGAACCGACCAAUCAGGUGCAGCUGGAGUGAUCAUCACUCUCUUCUUGUACGCAGUCCUUUUCCUGCUCUCCAUCACCAUCCUGUCCAUUUACCUCCUCAGAUUCCACAACAAUGGCCGCAUGCUGGACGUCUUUCAGAGGCUUACAGCCAAGGAAGGGACGUACUUCCUGCCUGAAGACCUGGAGCUGUCCAAUCAGGAGCUGAGCUACAUUGUAAAGAAAGCGGAGCAGUGGAGAGGCUUUAAUGGGGAAAGGCGUAAGGUUGCAGUCUAUGACUAUAUAUGGACGGUGGACGACCCAUCAGCAGGCUCUGCACCCCCCAGUGAAUACCCCAGAGAGGGCAGAGUCCUCCCAGAGGGAGACACCAGCACCCAUGUGACAAUCUACACCCUAAACCUAAGUGGGAGGAAACAAAGAUACAGGCACUUCCUCAGGCAACCCGAUGGGGCUAUUAUUGAGGUGAUUGGGGACAUGGAGGGGUUCGAUAAUUCCACCAGGAUGAUGUUUUCCCGAGGUCAGGGGUCUGCUGACAGAAGAGAGCACAAGGAAGGUGAAAGUGCUCCACAGCAGCUACGCAAAAGGAGGAGACUAUUUGGAAGGUGCCAUCGUGUUGAGCCGGUAGGAGGAAGUGGGUGUGGCUCCAGUUUUGCACUGCAGGACCUCAACCAAUGAUAUCAAAGCAAAGGAGGAGAUUGUUUGACACUGAUGUAAGUCUUCAACUGUCUUUAGUCUCCAUAGCUGAAUUAUAAUAUUAAAGACAAAUGUUGUAAAAGUGAUAGCUUUUCAAGAACCUUUCCAAAGCGGUUAAAAUGCAGCUGUUGUUCAUUGGAGAAGAACUUUCUCUGUUUGUUUGGUUUUUAUUUAUUUAAGAAAGAAGCUCAUUAUUAAAAGGUUUAUUUUGGAGGGUUACAGGCAGCAUAAACAGUGUUGUAAAUUAUUUAACUUCUGCAUUUCUAGUCGAGUAAACAUUCCAAAUCUGUGUGACCUGAUUAGCUCUUUGCAACCUAAUAAACAAUGUUCAGCAAAACUGCUAAUGCAUGCAGGUCGUCAAGUGUUCAGCGCUGCCUCAACACAAUGAAAGAUGAAGAUGCUAAAAGUCGCUAAUCAGAACACCAGUGAUAAAAUAUCAAUAUUGGCCUCACAUUAAACAGGAUAAUAUUCAGGCCAGCUUGAUUUGUAUUGAAUAUGUGUCUGCUAGCCGGUGCUCAGUGUAAUGAAGUGGCUCACAAAUCAGGCCAUAAUGGCUGCCUACUUACACAUAUUGCUUAAUUAAAGGUUGUGAGCUUAUUAGCAUGUGUCUCUGGCACAGGGCGCUGGGAGAUGGGAAUCAGGACUCGUGUCAUUGAGGGCCGGGCUUUAAAGGUUUUAUAGAUAGCUAACCUAUCAUACUAAAGCCAUAGCCCUCCCUAAAAUCGGAUCUUAAUAACCUGUCAUAUUCAUUGAUGAUGAUUCUCCUUUAUGGGCAGCCAUUAUGGAUCAACUUAGCGAUACUCGGCGAUAGCGGCCAUUCGUGCUCGUCAUUACCAGGAACACGCCUUACUUUGGCCUUGAUGUUGCUCCUCACCUCCAUGUUUAAACAAUCAUAGUGGUGUCCUG